UACCUGUUGGAACGGGCAGGUUCGUCUCGGGCGCUCGCCCCGAUUCUCCCAACGCGGAAGCCUCUAGCCGGAACAGAAGGGAGGGCCCGAGCCCGGGGCCCGAGUAUGGAGCCUGUCUCUCGCUGGACUUCCCAGACAGUGCUGGCUUGGAUCCGAGGUUUGGAUCCAGCAUUACAAGCUUACCCUGUGGAGACAUGGGAGUUGACCGGGAAGAGGCUGCUCCGGUUAUCCUAUCGGGAUUUGGAGAAUCUGGGUGUGAGCUGCAUCGGCCACCAGGAGCUCCUCCUGGAAGCUGUGGAGCAGCUUUGUGUCUUGAACUAUGAGCUGACCACCUCCAACCUGAGGACACUCACCGAGAAGCUGCAAGGGAUCAUUCGGACAAUCGAGGUCUGCAUUCUGAGUCGCAGGAAAGUGAGCACUUAUCACGGAGCGGCUACUGAAAAGUCCAGCGUGGAUCUCCUGGCAUCUGUGGUGGAGCUGAUCAGUGCUGCUAAAGGCCUCUUUUUAUGGCUGAACAGGUAUCUCUUCUCCCACCUGCAUGAUUAUUCAGCCAGCCGAGACAUCAUCUGGCUUUGUGGUGAUCUGGCAGAGACUGUGCAGAAGGAGUGCACUGUAUCCGAAAGAGAGGACCAAAUUUUGUUGAUCGGAAGACACAUUUUUGGAAUCUGUGAGCAUAUCUUGCACUGCAGCCCAGCGAACCUCCUAGAUCAAACAGCCACCUUGGAAACGGUGGAACUUGAACCUGCAGGUCCAGAAGAUAAUUUGGGCCUAGAGAUUAAGUCCUUGCCCUCCUGUCUCCAUUUGAUAUCGGGGACUGCCCGAGAGAUUCCUGUUGACCAGUGCAGCAAGGUCUUCCCAGGUGAUGAAAUAGUCCAAGUCAAUGACCAGGUGGUGGUGGGUUGGACCCGGAUGAAUCUCGUGAAGAAGCUUCUAGAAUCCAGUCGAGUGACUCUGGUGCUGAAGAAAAUCCCACUGGUUUCUUCGGAGUCUCCUCUUUCCCCAGAAUCUCCUCUUCACCCGCAACAACCACAUUCUUUGUUAGAGGACCUGAGCUCAAGAAGUGAUGACUCUUCAGCCAGCUCUGCAUCACCAACAUCCAGCAUGACCGCUGAGUUUGAGGGAACCCAGAAUUCCAAGCUUGAUCUCCCCACCACUCAGGAGGAAUCAAAAGGAAUUGAUUGCAGGUGUCCUGUGGAUAAUAUCAGUGGACUGGAAGAGGUCCUUUCUGGAGCAGAGGCAUUGCCUGACCCUGCUCUGGAAAGGCAAGACUUUGGAGCAGAUGCCAUGGGGCCUAAAUCUCCAGAUGCUGCUGUCCCUUCCACUCCCAAGAAGCAAGGGCAACAACUAGGAAACUCUGUAAAUCAUGAGAAUGGGUUUGUCAGAGGCCAACAGGGCCUGGCAUCAGCAGCUUCCAAAGAGGGCAGCGCUGAGAUUCGACGGAAACAAAAGGGAGUCACUACCCGGCUAAGUCGACGACGCAUCUCCUGCCAGGAACUGGGACAGGUGGACUGUGACGGUUGGCUCUUAAAAAAGAAGGACCACGUGGGCUUCAUGGCCCAGAAAUGGAAACGGUUUUGGUUUGUGUUGAAAGGACACAACCUUUACUGGUACAGCCACCCCAACGAUGAGAAGGCCGUGGGAUUGAUCAAUGUGUCUGCCUAUAGAUUGGAGAGCACCAAGGAACAGAAGAAGAAAUAUGUUUUCCAAUUCACCCAUGAGAAGUACAAGCCCUUCAUCUUUGCAGCAGACACCCUGGCUGAUCUGAGCAUGUGGGUCAGUCGUUUGAUCACAUCAAUGACUAAAUAUACAGUGUCCCGUAAAUCUGGACCAUCUAACCAAGAAGAUUGCUACAGCGAAACAGAAGCAGAAGAUCCCGAGGAUGACUCUCCUAGGCAUAGUUUUGAUCAGACAAAGCAGAAGGAAUUGGAGAAGGCUCAGUUGCCAUCAGGGGCUACGGGGAAUAGCCAAAACCUGGGAAGCCCACUUUUCCAGGACAAUGUAGAUGAGAAAACAGCAUCUCCCUCUUCUCCAGAUCCAGCAGAAGAAGAACUUCAGUCCCUGAUCAAGUGUCUGAAACAAGGAGGAGUAUCACUUAUUGGGAAACAGCAGGUGUUCACCCGUGAAUAUUAUCGGAAAUCGUUUGUCAAACGUAACAAGAAUCCAGAGAUCAACGAGAAAGUACAUCUGAUUCGGACACUUCAAAGCACACUCAAGGCCAAAACUGCUGAGCUCCAAUUACUUGAUAUUCUACUGGAGGACACCGAAUUGAACUCUGAGAAAUUCAGGAGCUGGAAAGAACAACAUCAGGAGUUAUACCAGGAAAUACAAAUGUGGCGGGCUAAAAAACUGGACCAAGACAAUGGCUCAAUAGAUUCAAGUGUCGACCUCCACUUGGAGGCAGCUGCAGGUCCGUAGCAUUUGGGGGACCUCUGGCCUGUGAGCUAAAACCUCCUUCCCCCAGUUCGACUUACACAGCACCAGACACAAGUGCAGUUUUGUCAUUUCUAAAAUUUUGGAUAGGAAUGUUUUACGACAAGCUUCAUCUUUAUAAGGCAUUGGAUUGAUCUAAAAGUUUUAUCCAGGCAGCAACAAUGGCUCCAAAUGAUUCUCUCAUUUUAGAGAGAUGGAUUACAAAGAUGGUGACAAUUGAGAAAGGAUUGUUGGAUUUUUACAUAACGAUGGACAUUUCCUGACUGCAAAAUAGAAGACCAACGAAGGAUAAAGUGGCUUUUGGUGCCUAAGCACCUGGGAAAGAGCUGGCAUUGACUAGCAUAGACUUUGUGUUUUUCAGAUUUCUUCAAAACAAGCCAUUUCCUCCAGCAUCUUUCAAAAGGAAACAUUUAGCAACCAAGAGACAUCUGAGUAAACCAGUUUGUGGUUUUCAAUAAUGAUAGUUUAUAUUGAAAACCAGUUUGCAUUGGAAGCGGGAUACUGUAAACAUGUAAGAAAUUAGUUAUAUAAAUAAAUGUUACAAUAUGUUUCUAAAGAUA
This is a messenger RNA of Thamnophis elegans (Western terrestrial garter snake), 2990 nucleotides long. RefSeq names its product connector enhancer of kinase suppressor of Ras 1 (gene CNKSR1). The coding region runs from base 106 to 2415 and encodes 769 amino acids. The record is from RefSeq and is a predicted model, not a curated record. The transcript has 21 exons. Gene Ontology annotation, molecular function: protein binding. Lineage: Eukaryota; Metazoa; Chordata; Lepidosauria; Squamata; Natricidae.